This is a messenger RNA of Ipomoea triloba (trilobed morning glory), 2069 nucleotides long. RefSeq names its product ankyrin repeat-containing protein ITN1-like. The coding region runs from base 163 to 1911 and encodes 582 amino acids. Gene Ontology annotation, molecular function: protein phosphatase regulator activity; protein phosphatase 1 binding. Gene Ontology annotation, cellular component: plasma membrane. The record is from RefSeq and is a predicted model, not a curated record. NCBI's taxonomy places the organism in Eukaryota, Viridiplantae, Streptophyta, Magnoliopsida, Solanales, Convolvulaceae. The transcript has 4 exons.
CCCUCUUUUUUCUUUUCGUCACCUUCUUUGGCGCUUCACUGUCUCUGAUAGUCAAUAAAAGCUCAAUAAAAAUCCUUAAAAUCCCAAUCACGCCAUUCUCUUACAGUCAAACUUCAGCUCUGAGGGGCUUUGAAUUGUUUUCUCUGUCCUCUCAGCUCAGCCAUGGCUUCUCCUCUUGAAGGUGAGAUAGAGAUAGAGAAAGAUUUGGGCAGUCCAACAGCAAAUCAAAAUCCUUUAGGUGAGCCAUCACCAACCCCAUCUCCAUCCUCAGCAACAGCACCUGCUCUGGUGCUUUCGAAUUCGGGGAAGAGGAUCGACCAAGCGGGGAAGAAGAAAUAUGUGAAGCAGGUGACGGGCAGGCACAAUGACACCGAGCUUCAUUUGGCGGCUCAAAAGGGCGAUCUUGUGGCGGUGAAGCAAAUACUCGAUGAUAUCGAUUCUCAAAUGGUUGGGACGCUGAGUGGAGAUGAGUUUGACAAUGAGGUUGCUGAGAUCAGGGCGUCGGUAGUGAAUGAGGUGAACGAGUUGGGCGAGACAGCAUUGUUCACCGCGGCUGAUAAGGGGCAUCUUGAGGUGGUGAAAGAAUUGUUGAAGUAUUCGAAUAAAGAAACUCUUACUAAGAAGAAUCGAUCAUUGUUUGAUCCUCUGCACGUUGCUGCAAGCCAGGGACAUCACGGCAUUGUGCAAGUGCUAUUGGACCAUGAUCCCGAGCUAAGUAAAACACUUGGCCCUUCAAAUGCCACUCCUCUUAUAACAGCAGCAUCGAGAGGGCAUACGGCUGUGGUCAAUGAAUUGCUCGCUAAGGAUUGCACCUUAGUUGAGAUUUCGAGAUCCAAUGGGAAAAAUGCGUUGCAUUUAGCUGCUAGACAAGGGCACGUAGACAUUGUCAAGGCACUGCUUGACAAAGAUCCACAAUUGGCACGGAGGACAGACAAGAAAGGGCAGACAGCAUUGCAUAUGGCCGUGAAAGGGGUCAACUGCGAGGUGGUGAAGUUACUUCUCGAUGCUGACGCAGCUAUCGUUAUGCUGCCGGACAAGAACGGCAAUACAGCAUUACACGUAGCCACCAGGAAAAAACGUGUGGAGAUAGUGAAUGAGUUGCUUCGCUUGCCUGACAUGAAUGUCAAUGCGCUGACCCGAGAUCAUAAAACAGCUCUUGACAUUGCUGAAGAUCUUGCCCUCUCUGAAGAGUCCUCGGAAAUAAAGGGGUGCCUAUGUCGUUACGGCGCUCUUAGGGCAAACGAACUGAACCAACCAAGAGAUGAGUUAAGGAAAACCGUGACUCAAAUCAAGAAAGAUAUACAUACCCAGCUGGAACAAACUAAGAGGACAAACAAAAAUGUUCACGGCAUUGCUAAAGAACUUAGGAAACUUCACCGAGAAGGGAUCAACAAUGCCACGAAUUCUGUGACUGUGGUUGCUGUGCUUUUUGCGACAGUUGCCUUUGCAGCUAUAUUUACUGUUCCGGGUGGAGAUGAUAAUGACGGGGUGGCGGUGGUUGUGAGCCAUGCAUCCUUUAAGAUUUUCUUCAUCUUCAACGCCAUUGCACUCUUUACAUCCCUUGCUGUUGUCGUAGUUCAAAUUACAUUGGUUAGAGGUGAGACGAAGGCAGAAAGAAGAGUGGUAGAGGUAAUUAACAAGUUGAUGUGGUUGGCUUCUGUGUGUACUUCGGUGGCAUUUAUUGCGUCCUCUUAUAUAGUGGUUGGUCGGAAAUACGAGUGGGCUGCAAUACUGGUUACACUCGUGGGAGGGAUAAUAAUGGCCGGGGUUCUCGGAACCAUGACUUACUAUGUGGUGAAAUCAAGGAGAAACAGAUCAAUGAGAAAACGGGAGAAGCAUAGGAGUGUCUCCAACUCGUGGAUGCACUCCGAGUUCUCUAACUCUGACAUUGAGAGGAUUUAUGCCCUAUGAACUGCUGCAAGGCACAUCGGGAGAGGAGAUUUGAGGAUAACAGUUGGAAGUAAAACGAUUAAGCUGGAUGUGGGAACGCUAACGUUGUUGCUAUCUUAGCUACUAUCAUAGAAGACACGAUUGGGGAGCGUUCUUCCUAUUUGGAGGAGUCGAGAAAA